Gossypium raimondii (Peruvian cotton) is the source of this 1453-nucleotide messenger RNA. Its product is annotated as nudix hydrolase 2. Gene Ontology annotation, molecular function: NADH pyrophosphatase activity; NAD binding; ADP-ribose diphosphatase activity. The coding region runs from base 252 to 1235 and encodes 327 amino acids. The record is from RefSeq and is a predicted model, not a curated record. The transcript is spliced from 9 exons. NCBI's taxonomy places the organism in Eukaryota, Viridiplantae, Streptophyta, Magnoliopsida, Malvales, Malvaceae.
GUUGCCCUGAUCUGAUCAGGGUAGGGCAGAAGUAGUACACAUCAUGUUUGAAAAGGUCCAUUGCACAUUGAUUUCAAUUUCUACUAGCUUUCCCAAUGUUUUCCUCCUUUGCCAAAGUCUUUUAUCAUCCAACUGCAUCAGUUCAUAUAUUUCAUGGUAGUUCUCCGCAUCUUGCUUCGUAGGAAAGACAAAAUCGAAUCAAAGAAGGAAGUUUGAGAUUUUACCUCUAACAUCUGUUUUAUCUGAUUUACAUGCCCAAACUUGUCUUCGAACUAUUUUCAACAUCUUCCACUCUAGUAUCAAUAUCAUCACCCUCAACAAUUCCCAAUCAUCUUGUCUUAGGUCAACAUAAUAUCAAAUCAUUAAGCUCCGUCAGAUGCAUGUUGACUUCAACAAAUACUUUAGCAAUUGAAAAGAAGAUGGUACCUGGAAAUGAAGUCCAACAGGUUGAAUUACUUGCUGGGGUCGAGGAUUUAUACGGAGGCAUCAUUAUAGACAUGGAGAAAACUAUGGAUUCUGAGGCCUUCGUUCCUUUACUUAGGGCUUCAUUAUCGCAGUGGAAGCAACGAGGAAAGAGGGCGGUUUGGAUUAAAUUGCCUAUCGAACUUGCUAAUCUGGUCGAACCGGCGGUUAAGGAAGGGUUUAAAUACCACCAUGCGGAACCAGAUUAUGUAAUGCUUGUAAAUUGGAUCAGCAAAUCUACCAAUAGUCUUCCUAAAAACGCCUCGCAUCGCGUUGGGAUUAGUGCUUUUGUCAUGAAUGACAAAAGACAGGUGCUUGUAGUUCAAGAGAAGAGUGGCAAGUUCAAAGGCACAGGUGUCUGGAAAUUCCCUACUGGAGUUGUUGAUGAGGGUGAGGAUAUUUCUAUGGCAGCAAUAAGGGAAGUUAAAGAAGAGACAGGGAUUGACACUGAAUUUGUGGAAAUUUUAGCAUUCAGGCAAAGUCACAAGUCAUUCUUUACAAAAUCAGAUUUACUUUUUGUUUGUAUGUUACGUCCACGCUCGUUUGACAUCCAGAAGCAAGAUACAGAGAUUGAAGCUGCCCAGUGGAUACCAGUGGAGGAGUAUGCAGAGCAGCCUUUUAUGAAGAAACAUGAUAGCUUUAGUAGUGUAGCCAAAGUAUGUUUAACAAAGUCAGAGAAGGAAUAUGCGGGAUUUUCCCCAAUUCCUAGAACUACAGCUUCUGGCAAGACCAGUUACUUAUACUUCAACACCAAGGAUCUCACCCAACUAUGAACCGUGCUGUACUACUCUUCAUUCUUUCCAUGCCGGUAGCUCCAGGUCAAUGAUUGAAAGCUAUUUAUUUUACUAGAAUUUAAGUCUUAAGGCUUUCUGGAAGGUCUUGGGUAUCAUAUUUUUAUACUGAUGUUGGAAUAUACGUUGGACAUGGAAUAAGGGUUGUUGAAAAAUAAUGAAGAGAAAUGGAAAUGAAGUUCAGCAUACAUUAUUUAUUA